This is a messenger RNA of Henningerozyma blattae CBS 6284, 645 nucleotides long. RefSeq names its product E2 ubiquitin-conjugating protein UBC1 (gene UBC1). Gene Ontology annotation, molecular function: protein binding. The record is from RefSeq and is a predicted model, not a curated record. NCBI's taxonomy places the organism in Eukaryota, Fungi, Ascomycota, Saccharomycetes, Saccharomycetales, Saccharomycetaceae. The transcript has a single exon. The coding region runs from base 1 to 645 and encodes 214 amino acids.
AUGUCUAGAGCUAAAAGAAUCAUGAAAGAGAUGCAGGCUGUCAAAGAUGACCCUGCAGCUAAUAUUACAUUAGAUUUUGUAAACGAAUCUGAUAUCCAUCAUUUAAAAGGGUCCUUCUUGGGUCCCCCAGGUACUCCAUACGAAGGUGGAAGAUUCAUGAUUGAUAUUGAAGUACCAAUGGAAUAUCCUUUUAAACCACCAAAGAUGAAAUUCGAUACUAAAGUUUACCAUCCAAAUAUUUCUUCUGUUACAGGUGCUAUUUGUUUAGAUAUUCUAAAAAAUGCUUGGUCUCCUGUAAUUACAUUAAAAUCUGCAUUAAUAUCAUUACAGGCCCUUUUACAAUCUCCAGAACCAAAUGACCCUCAAGAUGCUGAAGUGGCUCAACAUUAUCUAAAGGAUAAGGAAGGAUUUAACAAGACUGCCAGAUUAUGGACACAGACCUAUGCUUCUGAAGGUGGUAAUAUUAAAGGUAAUGUUGAAGAAGCUAAUUUAUAUGGCAUUGACAAAGACUUAAUUGAAGAAUUCGAAAGUCAAGGGUUUGAAAAGGAUAAGAUUGUAGAAGUUUUAAGAAGAUUAGGUGUCAAACAAUUAGAUCCAAAUGAUAGCGUAACUGUCAAUAAGAUUGUCGAAGAAUUACUGAGAUAA